This is a messenger RNA of Homarus americanus (American lobster), 1020 nucleotides long. Its product is annotated as mucin-5AC-like. NCBI's taxonomy places the organism in Eukaryota, Metazoa, Arthropoda, Malacostraca, Decapoda, Nephropidae. Bases 1 to 1020 code for a protein of 339 amino acids. The transcript is spliced from 3 exons. The record is from RefSeq and is a predicted model, not a curated record.
AUGGAGAACGAUAAGAGGAGCUGCCAGGGAGAGGUGGCGAAGGCAGAAAGGAUGAAUGAGCAUGAGGACAGGAAGGAGGAGACCAUGGCCACCUUCCUCCAGUUGAACUCCUCCACCAGCGGACCAACAAAAAGUCCAGAACUGUUCCACAUAAAUUGCAAGACACUCUCACUACAGCAACAGCUCACUACAAUACCAGCUCACCACAGCAACAGCUCACUACAAUACCAGCUCACUACAGCAACAGCUCACUACAGCAACAGCUCACUACAAUACCAGCUCACCACAGCAACAGCUCACUACAAUACCAGCUCACCACAGCAACAGCUCACUACAAUACCAGCUCACCACAGCAACAGCUCACCACAGCAACAGCUCACUACAAUACCAGCUCACCACAGCAACAGCUCACUACAAUACCAGCUCACCACAGCAACAGCUCACUACAGCAACAGCUCACUACAAUACCAGCUCACCACAGCAACAGCUCACUACAAUACCAGCUCACCACAGCAACAGCUCACUACAAUACCAGCUCACCACAGCAACAGCUCACCCACAGCAACAGCUCACCACAGCAACAGCUCACCAAACAGCUCACUACAAUACCAGCUCACCACAGCAACAGCUCACCACAGCAACAGCUCACCACAGCAACAGCUCACCAAUACCAGCUCACCACAGCAACAGCUCACUACAAUACCAGCUCACCACAGCAACAGCUCACUACAAUACCAGCUCACCACAGCAACAGCUCACUACAAUACCAGCUCACCACAGCAACAGCUCACCACAGCAACAGCUCACUACAAUACCAGCUCACCACAGCAACAGCUCACCACAGCAACAGCUCACUACAAUACCAGCUCACCACAGCAACAGCUCACUACAAUACCAGCUCACCACAGCAACAGCUCACCACAGCAACAGUUCACUACAAUACUAGCUCACCAUGUCACUACACCACUUGAUGGUUACUUUUCAGAUCACACCAUUGAGGACACGGAAAUCAAGUGGUGA